AUGGUGCGCCAAGUGCUAAUGGAUGAUGAUUUCAAUGAGACUUUGCUCAAUUUCAAUGUUGUAUUGUGGGGUGUUGAUCCAAGAACAGCUGCAGGAAAAGAUGCUUCGUACAGAUUGCGAGUUUCAACAUUUCCAGCAUUUGCCGCUUUGUCGACCCGUGAUCACAGCAUGCUGAUGCGUGUCGAAAUGCCCGUCGAAGCUCGCCAGAUUUGGCCUCUGCUUCGUCAGUGUGCUCUGGAGGAAAUGGAACAACGUGAGGAGGAAGAAUUUAGAAAGCGCGUACUUCGUGAAAAUCGUCAGCUAAUGCAGCAACAGGAAAGGGAGUAUCGUGAAAGUGAGGAGCGCGACAGGGCCCUGAUGGCUGAGCGUCGUCGUCAGCAGGAAUUAAAGGAGGCAGCACUUCUGAAGCAACAAGAAGAGGAGAGGGAGCGUCAAGACAAGUUUGAAUGGCGCCUAAACAAACUGCAUGAAAUGCGAGAUGAGUUCCUGGCGAACCCUGUCUCAGACGAUUUUGACGGACCGGAUUCCAUCCGAGUGAUUGUGCGCUAUCCAUCUGGGAAUACCAGUCAGCAUAAGUUUGCGCCAGAAGAUAACACCGAGAAGCUGUUUGAAGUUAUUUUUGUGAAAACGGUGUGCCCCAAUUUUUUCGAGGCCCAUUACGGUUAUCCUCGUAUCAAGCUCGACUUCUGUCCUCGAAGAUAUUACGAUAUUUUGUGUGAUCAUCGUGAGUCGAUGGGUCUGGAAAAUUACCCGUAUGUGGAACCGAAGACGUUCAAGGAGCUCGGUAUUAAAUCUUCCCUGGCUCUCUACGUCAAUGAUGUUGACUCUUAA
This is a messenger RNA of Cooperia oncophora, 831 nucleotides long. The record is from the annotation of a GenBank genome assembly. Lineage: Eukaryota; Metazoa; Nematoda; Chromadorea; Rhabditida; Trichostrongylidae.